This is a messenger RNA of Owenia fusiformis, 2311 nucleotides long. Lineage: Eukaryota; Metazoa; Annelida; Polychaeta; Sabellida; Oweniidae. The record is from the annotation of a GenBank genome assembly.
GCAUGAUAUUGGUUACUUAGUUUUUCAGGUUGCGGUAUAAAUGACCAAAGUAAGAGAUGAUUAAGUAUUAUAAAUUCUGAACACGUUAAUGAAUGAAAUCUCAACAAGGUAAACACCAAUAAAUAGCAUAUGAUCGGAUUUGAUAGGCUUGCGAUGGGAAAACUUUCAGUCGUGGAAUGGGCCGAACUGGAGUCUGAAAAGGUAUUGAUGGACAGUGAAACUUUAGAAGAACUGAUAGACAAAAAAGAAGUGGACAUCAAUGCAGCUGAUCAAUAUGGUGAUAAUGCGCUAAUAUAUACUGUGCGUAAUAAUGCAACAAAUUGUACGAAGUUGUUGCUUGAUCAUGGUGCUGAUGUAAAUGCUGUUAACAACUAUGGUAAGACUGCACUGAUGUAUGCAGCAUCAGUAAAUGAUUCAGUAGAAUGUGUCAAUCUGCUCAUUGCAUAUGGUGCUGAUAUCGAUGCUAGGGAUAAUGACGGGGCGACAGCUUUAAUACACGCAAGAUCUAAAUGUAUGUGCAUCUUAGUUGAUAAGGGGGCGGAUGUAAACGCAACUAAUAAAAUAGGACUGACUACACUCAUGUGGGCUGCAACGUUCAGCAAUACAGCGCCCAUGGAAGCGUUAUUGGACCAUGGUGCUGACGUGAACGCUUGUAUCAAUUCCGAAAUGAACGCACUAUUUUAUCCUGUUUGCCAAGACAACCCAGAGUCAGUAAAGUUGCUUAACUAUCCUGGAAUGAACGCACUCUUCUUCGCUGUAUGUCAUGACAACCUCGACUUAGUACGUUUGCUUAUCAAGAAAGGUGCCGAUGUCAAUACUUCUGGUCCGUAUAAUGAAACGGUAUUGAUGCGUUCUGUAUGUAGUCCAGAUCCAGCUUGUCUAGUACUGCUGUUAGCAAAUGGUGCAGAUAUCAAUAAGGUUAAUCAUGCAGGAAAAGAUGCUAUGUCAUUUGCGUUUGAAUAUAGUACAUUUGGAAUAGAAACAUACAGAGCCAUCUGCAUCCUUGCUUUGUAUGGAGCCCCAUUUGAUGCUGAACAGUCACUUGCUUUCAAGAAGCUCACAUGUAGGAGUAGAUAUUCAAAACUAGGAGUGACAUUAGAAGACUUCAAACAACUGGACCUGCAGCAACAAGUGAGACUCCGUAUGUAUCAAUACACCACGCGCGUUUGUCGGAAGACAUACUCUAAAACAAUUGAUGCUCUUAUUAAAGGAGGUAAACUCCCAGAGAGAUUUAGGUGGUUUAUGCUGUUUGAAGAUGACAUUGAAGAUAUAUUAGGUGUGAGUGGAACUCCACAUACUUAUGUUGAGAUAGCCGAGGAAACAAUGCCACGCAAUAAACCAUCUUGCCGCGUAUGGUGUUAAAACUGUAUCAAAAUUGGACAUCUUAUAUUUAUGUGAUAUCUCUAACACAAAGAAUAGCGUUUAGCAGAAUACAUACACAAUCCGUGUGAUUUCAUACACGGUUUGUUCGAGUUUGCACACUUUAUGUUUGUAAAAUCACACUUGUACAUGCAUAUUUGUGUAUGCAUUGUUAAAAAUGACAUCGAACAGGGUACACAAGUCGAACAAAUGCUUAUGCGGCUCGCACAAACGUUUUUCCCUUCACAAACCAUGAUGUGCCGAUCACACACCUUGAUGUACCGAUCACACACCUUGAUGUAACAUAAAUUGCUUUCUAGAGAUGUUCGAGAUUUUGUUCUAAAUCUCGCGUUACUUUUGCACUGAACGAAAUAACAAAUCUGAUCAGCGCGGCAAAAAGAUAAAAGAUCUAGUUUGUAGUUUCUCAAUAAAUGGUCACUGUACGUCUCCCUAGCCUAGGGCCUAUGGUAUCCUAUUGUAGUGUGGGCCGUGUUGCAUUAUGGGUAAAGGUGAUGAGAGUACAUAGAAAUAUGUAACAUGUACAUGUAUAAGAUACAAGUUAAAUGGUAGGUAGUGCGGAAGAAAAUGUUAAUCUUUUGACUCGACUGGAUUAACCAGUAGACGGAUGAUAGGCCAUCUCGUCAGUGUGCUGUUCAACUAGUGGCACCAUCUUCAGCCAGUUCACAAAAGUGUAUUAUAAUCGAUAAUCCACUAUGGUCAUAUUGUUUGAAUGAUAUAGUUUAUAAACUCACCAAGUGGAACUGAAAUAUGUGUAUAUAUGUUCUAAUGCAGAGUAUAGUGGAAGACAGCUUUGAGUGAUGUAAAAGGGUAUUUGUGAAAUGACUUAUGGGACUUAUACGCAAUAAUAAAUUGUAUGUAAGCAUACGGAUUGCAUUUUUAUGAUACGUAAGGAUAUGUCAUUUGUAUCUAUGGAAUAUAUAUACAAGGGCCG